Molecule: messenger RNA, 972 nt
Organism: Octopus sinensis (East Asian common octopus)
Lineage: Eukaryota; Metazoa; Mollusca; Cephalopoda; Octopoda; Octopodidae
Product: A-kinase anchor protein 14-like
Exons: 5
Coding region: 245-922 (225 amino acids)
Cellular component (GO): cAMP-dependent protein kinase complex
Molecular function (GO): protein kinase A regulatory subunit binding
Source: RefSeq, a predicted model, not a curated record
GAUGGGUGAGAUGUGUUUUUUCAUGUAGAUUUUGUUGUGUUUGAAUUGCUUUAACCGCCAAAAUCAUUGGAAAAAUUACACGUUCGUUAUGUUAACCACACUUUCAAAGUGAGACAUGUGUAAUAGUUAAAAAUUCACCAAAUAAGUAGCACAGCAGUUCUGAAUUCCAUAUAAUCGACUGUACAGAUCCCCAAAAUAUGAGGUCUUGAGCCUAUGAUGGUUGUAGCAAUGUCACGUCAACAAAAUGUCUACAGAUGAGCUGGCGGAGUUGUCUGAAUCUCAAGAAAUAAGUCUUGAGAAGCUAACUUAUGGGUGUGUUGAAGAAAUCCUUGCAAGGGCUCUUAAGUAUGUUCAAGAAACACAAUGUCCCAGCUGUAAUACCUACAUUGACCCAAAUUCAAGCUCAACAGAACAGUGUCAGAAUUGUGAAACAUUAAUUGAUGAGUUGGUUGGAUACACCAUAGAAUCUGCCAAAGAAAAUCUAAUGGCUGAAAGUGGUCGAAAUUAUGUUUUCAAUGAAUAUGAUCCACCAAAAAAUAUUAUUUGGUUUAAUAUCGACCAGUAUUCAACUGAUAUGGCAUUGAGAAAGAUUGAUCAAUACAUCAGGACAUGGGAAUUUCAUCCAAGUUGGUUAUAUUGUAUCGACUAUAUUGCAACAGAAGUAUCUGAAUUUGAUAACUACCACAAGUUUCGUGUUCGCUGGAGUAUUCCAACUCGGUGUAAACCAAUUCCUCGUGAAACUGUUUGCAUUUAUUUCACCUUCCGGGUUUCAAAGAUUAAGCCAAAAAACUAUCCAGUUGAAGUAUCUUUUGUUAUAGAGACCAACCAACUAAUUCAUAGGCCUGGCAAAACUCGCUUUCGAGAAAAGUGGUUGAAGGAUGUUAUUGAAAGUAAAAUAAAAUACAGCUGCUUGAAUUGUUAAACAAUCAAAAUAUUUAUACCAAUGAAUUAAAAGUCAGAAUUGGUUACUGA